Messenger RNA from Medioppia subpectinata, 1545 nucleotides. The record is from the annotation of a GenBank genome assembly. Lineage: Eukaryota; Metazoa; Arthropoda; Arachnida; Sarcoptiformes; Oppiidae.
AUGUGUCUUAAAGCAGAGUCGGCACAAAUGGAUGCAUUCAAAUGUAUCGCUCCGUCGGUCUUCUAUUACGAUACGAACCGAUGGACUUGGGAUGAGGCGCGACAGAUGUGCUCUCAAAAGUUUGAUGCCAUAUAUGAGGCAGACUUAAUGCAAUUGACCGACGCGUCCAAGAGUGCCGCUCAAGCCAUGAUGGAUCAUCUCGUUCAAAAGGGACUCAUUGCAUCGGGAAAGAGUGAAUUCGCCACAAGCGGUGUGUGUUGUAUGAGAAAACUGGCCAAUAAUAGAUACGGUCCAUUGUGUCAAUGGUUGCCCUCAGGCGAUCCCAUCGAUGGUCUAACUUCUUCGGAUCAGUGCCACAUACAUACCGUUAAAUAUGACACACAAACCAAAGUCUUCAUUAACGCCGAUGGGUUUCAAAAAGUGGAAGAUAAAUCAUUUGACGGCCAUUUAUGCGCUUUUAAUGCACCAAAGGGUUGUAUGGCAACGCAACCGCCACCGCCAUCGCCCACAUCAUUCCCAAGCGAUACGACGACCGCCACAUCGAGUGACCCGUCAGUCAUUCCGACCCACUCUCCGGACGAAGUGAAGAAAGGUUUGGACGAAUUGGAUGAACGGCUCAAACAUUUGGAUCUAAACGUAGAUCAGUUGCUCGACUGCUCCGAGAAGUUGACCGAUAUCUUAAAAGGCGGUUCACUCGUAACGGACGCCGUAUUAAAUCAGACGUUGAAUAUAAUCGACACUUUGCAGCAAAGGGUACCCAAAAAGACUAAAGACCCCAAACAUCUGCGGACAUUCACCGAACACGUGGUUCAGAGUUGCAGCGAUGUGUUGGAGAGCGAACGGGCGUGGGAUAAGAUUGACCAUGAUCAGGUCAAAGCUAAUUUCAGCUCAAAUAUACUGCAUUUCAUGCAAAGGAGUUCAUUCGCGUUGGGCUGUCGGGAGCCGUCCAACACCACUAACUCCUCACACGAGGCCAUACAUAAGGACAAUAUUGUGGUCCAAACGUUUACAAUGGAUUACAGCAAAGAGACCACUUUUCUGGUCAAACACAUGGCCUCAUCCAUCAAAUUGCCGGCCGGUAUACCGGAGCCGCCGCGCGAUCAGGAGUGCAUUCCCGGGACGGCUGUCGGCGCUGUAAUCGACAAGUUGUCCCGAUAUUUGUCCGUCAAUUUUGCCGACAAACACGAACUCAACUCAGAUAUCGUGGCAUUCAGUGUCGCAAACAAUCAAAACUCGACACAACUUCCGGCAAACGUCUCCCCCGUUGUCGUUACAGUCAAACACAAUAAUUUGCUAACAUUUGGCGAUAAAGUGCAGUGCGUUUACUGGGAUUUCCAGCAAAUGAAAUGGUCGUCGAGUGGGUGUCAGUUCCGCGUUGAGGGCUCCGACCGGAAAGUGUCUGUCUGUGAAUGCAAUCAUUUGACAAAUUUUGCGGCUCUAAUGGAUGUGAGCGGAAGAGAGGCCAACACUAAAGUGAAAGACAUUUUGACGAAAGUGUGUUGCGGUCUGUCUAUCAUUUGUCUCGUAUUAACCAUUGGUUUCUUA